AUGUUUAGGGCCAGAGUAUUCGUGCCAAUUGGCAGACAGAUUAUCAGAUCGUACUCACAGACAGCUGCACCGCGCAAGCGCUCGUACGUGCCCCUGUAUGUGCUUGCCUUUGCCGCAGGUUUGGGCCUGUCUUACAGGUACUCCGCCCAGGAGGUUGUGGACCAGUUCAUCACUACCCCACUGCCAACGACGCCGCAGGAGACGGAGAAAUACCAGCGGGAACUAGAGAAUAAGCUGAGGCAGGUGCCGAUCGUCGCAGAGCUGUCCAAAGAUCCGAAUUAUGUGGCUAUGCGCGCGUGGAACCAGCUGGACACAGUUAAGGAUGGCAUCCAUCAGAGACUCAACAUGCCUGGAUCCAUUGCGAUUGCGCCAAUCACGUUCCACAACCAGGAGACCGGGGAGUCUGUCAGUGUCAUCCACCUCGGAAAGAAACUGUGUGGAUACCCUUUUCUGGUCCAUGGUGGCAUUAUCUCGCUGGUCAUCGACGAGACGCUGAAAAAACACUGCAUGCUACAAAAUGGGCUGGAAAACCCGGCAAAGGUCCACACGAAAAGCCUGACGUUAAACUAUAAAUUUCCGACGCUGGUCGACAGCUUCGUGGUCAUCAAGUCCAAGGUUGGCCCCGUCGAGAACGGAGAGGUCGAGGUCCGAGGCAUUAUGCUCUCGGGGACGGGUAAAAGAACGCUGGUCAAGGCAAACGCGAAGUUUGUUCCCGAGCGCACCAAGUGGUUCUUUGGCCUGUUUUAG
This is a messenger RNA of Ogataea haglerorum, 747 nucleotides long. RefSeq lists its product as uncharacterized. Lineage: Eukaryota; Fungi; Ascomycota; Pichiomycetes; Pichiales; Pichiaceae. The record is from RefSeq and is a predicted model, not a curated record. The transcript has a single exon. Bases 1 to 747 code for a protein of 248 amino acids.